This is a messenger RNA of Lottia gigantea (owl limpet), 804 nucleotides long. RefSeq lists its product as hypothetical. Gene Ontology annotation, biological process: carbohydrate biosynthetic process. Bases 1 to 804 code for a protein of 267 amino acids. The record is from RefSeq and is a predicted model, not a curated record. The transcript has a single exon. NCBI's taxonomy places the organism in Eukaryota, Metazoa, Mollusca, Gastropoda, Lottiidae. Gene Ontology annotation, cellular component: membrane. Gene Ontology annotation, molecular function: sulfotransferase activity.
AUGCCCGACCCUGCUCUCAUACCAGCCGUAAAGCUACAACAAAUAAUCGUGGACGAUAAACACAAAUUACUGUAUUGUCAGAUGCCAGGGGUGGCACAAAACGACAUCCGAAAAAUGUUGCUUUAUCUUAGUGGUGCCACGAAGGUGAAAAGCCAUUUAGACAUUUCAGUGAGCGACAUCUUCACAAAAUACAGCAAAAAUCUUAAAAAACUUAGUGACUUCUCGGGACCUGAGAGAAAAAAGAGGAUUCAAUCCUACUUCAAAAUGUCCUUCGUUCGUGAACCUUUAGAGCGAUUGUAUUCGUCGUACGAGAACAAGAUACACGCUAAAUGGAGUACGUAUUUUCAUUUGAAUUUCGGUACCAAAAUCAUCAAAAAAUACCGGAAGAAGCCGUCGAAGACGUCAUUACAGAAGGGAAAUGACGUCACGUUUCCCGAGUUUGUGCAGUAUGUAGUUGAUGCAGAACAGAACGACGAGGAUCUUAACGAACAUUGGGAACAAUAUUAUAAACAGUGUCAUCCUUGUAUCAUGUCGUACGACUUUAUAGGAAAAUAUGAAAGUUUAAACAGCGAUAUUGAACAUGUUUUAAACAAAAUACACGUGCGCGAUAAAUUCAAGGGAGACUUGGUGUCGACGAAUUACACGUACACGAAACAGACUUUAACUAAUGCGUAUAAAAAUGUACCUGAGAGUAAUUUAAAGAAACUAUGGAAGAUGUAUUAUCCUGAUUAUAAUUUAUUUAGUUAUCCUUUCCCGGAUGUUUUAAGAAACAUUGUCAAAAAUAACGAUUUUCAGGAUUACUGA